UGGGCCCAGUCGCCGGUAUAUAAACCCGGCUGGACAAACGUUUAGCAUCAUCAGUCGCUCAGUCGAUCCAAACCAACCAAAUCUCCUCAACAAUGGCAUUCAAGUUCGUCGCCCUCAUGGCCCUCGUGGCAGCCGCCAACGCUGGACUCUUGCCAGCGGCAUCCCUGUCCUACGCUCAACCGGCCCCAAUUGCCUACGCCGCGGCUCCAGUGGCGAAGGCAGUGGUAGCGAAGACCGUGGACGCCGACUACGACCCGCACCCACAAUACAGCUACGCCUACGAUGUCCAUGACAGCCUGACCGGUGACGCCAAGAGCCAGCAGGAGACCCGCGACGGAGACGUCGUCCAGGGCAGCUACUCCCUCUUGGAGGCUGACGGAACGAAACGCACCGUCGACUACACCGCUGACCCAGUCAACGGAUUCAACGCCGUAGUCCGCAAGGAACCCGCUGCCGUCGCCGUCAAGGCCGUCGCCGCCGCCCCGCUCGUUCACGCCGCACCCAUCGCCCACGCAGCUCCUCUGGCCUACGCCGCCGCUGCCCCAGUCGCCAAGUUGGCCACCCCUCUGGCCCACGCUCCGCUGAUCGCAGCCCCCGCCGCUAAGCUCGCCGUAGCGCCCGCUGCCCACUACGCCGCACCCUACGCCGCACCCUACGCCGUUGCCCCGGCUGCCCACUACGCCGCACCCUACGCCGCCCAGUACGCCGUUGCCCCUGCUGCCCAAUACGCCGUUGCCCCAGCCGCUCAAUACGCCGUCGCCCACGCCGCUCCGGUUGCCUACUCCGCCCACCCAGCCCCCAUCGCCAAGUUCGCAGCAGCGCCCGCCUUCAGCUACGCCGCUCAACCACACUACCUCUAAGCGACUCCGCUUGCGUGCUUAAGAUAAUUAUCGGCGUCGACUCAGGCUAAACCUUAUUUAUUUUUCUAGCAGACUCGUUUGUCUACAAUUAAACACGUUAUCAAUGUA
This is a messenger RNA of Megalopta genalis, 968 nucleotides long. It is a transcript of the gene CPR2, whose product is annotated as cuticular protein 2. Lineage: Eukaryota; Metazoa; Arthropoda; Insecta; Hymenoptera; Halictidae. Gene Ontology annotation, cellular component: extracellular matrix. The record is from RefSeq and is a predicted model, not a curated record.